Molecule: messenger RNA, 1588 nt
Organism: Cimex lectularius (bed bug)
Lineage: Eukaryota; Metazoa; Arthropoda; Insecta; Hemiptera; Cimicidae
Exons: 8
Coding region: 310-1443 (377 amino acids)
Cellular component (GO): nucleus
Molecular function (GO): protein binding
Source: RefSeq, a predicted model, not a curated record
AUUAUUAAUUAUUUAUCAGCUUGUCCGACGAUCGCAAUUUGCAGGAUGAAAUGGUGGGAACUCGCCCGGCCGGUGGGAAAUUUCGUGGCGAACUGUGAGAAAUUGCAAUUUAGUUUUGUGGUCCCACUGGUCUGGCACACAGUUCUCUGUUUUCAACCCUAAAUGAAAAACCUCUUGUUUUCAUUUUACUGAAGAUUCUCACCCCAUUGUGAACCGAGUGUUUUCGUUUUUUUCCCUUCACUGAUACACUUUUUUUUCAUGAAAAUUUAAUUGUGCACAGUUUUACAGUUCGGACAUCAUUUUUCGGAGAUGAAACAAGACUGUAGUGCAUCGUCAUGGCUCAAGUUUUUCACCACAGCUGGUAUUCCAAAAGAAUUUGCCGAGACGUAUGCAGUGACCUUCUCGAAGAACCAGAUUAACUUAGACAUGUUGCCAGAAAUAAAAAAAGAGUACCUAGUAGACAUGGGAAUAAAUCUCAUGGGGCAUAUUAUUGCAAUAUUGAGGCAUGCCAAGACAGUUCAUGAAGAGACUAUAAUUAAAGCCACUUUGACAAAUGGAACUAAAGUUGUCUUGGCUGAUGUAAAAAAAGAUAAACCCAUUGUAAAACCAACACUCCCAUCGCAGAAUAAAACGGUAAAGCCUGAGACUGUGCAGGAAACUAAAUUAACUGAAAUGAAAGUGAGGUCUGUUUCUACUUCUGCACCACAAAAACGUUCCUUGGAAGAAGAUCGAAACCCAGUGCAAGUUAAAAUGAUGAAAAUCACAAAUGCCACUUCAGUUUGUAAUAAAAAACCUGUGAUUACACCCACUAAGACAAAAUCCGAAGAAGAAAAUGGAAAAGAAAGUGAGAACAGAAAACGUGUUUUUCUCAGGUUGGGAAAUGAAACCAGUACAUCGGUUGUUAGUGAAGGAAAUUCAAAUGGUGAAAGUGUGUUUUCAAGACUUGGUGGAAAAGCUCCUAAGGAAUCUCCAGUUGUAAGAACUGCAAUUUUGAAAAGCCCUCAAAUUCAGAAAACAGUCAAAGCCAAUAGCUUGCCUAAAUCAGAACAAACUAUUAAAUUCAACGAUGUGCUGUUAAGACAAAGGCAACCAUAUCAAUCGAGUCUUUUGCUAAAUAAGUUAGCCAAAGGUACAAUGAGAGCAGAUGAAACUCUAUCUAGCAUAGUCAGAUCUCCACUUUCAACUAAUUUAAAAAAUAAACCAACUAUUAAAAAUAGCGUACACGCACGGCUUGGAAAAUCAAAAAUGGAUCAAUUAAUAAAAGCGCCAACUACUCCUGUACUUAAGCAGGUACGUUUUGGGGGGAUCACAGAGAAGACGAUACCAAGGGAAAGGAAACCGAUUUAUAGACUCAACAAUGACCAGUAUGAAAUUGUUAAUAGCGUGUUUAACAAAGGUUCAAUAGGCAUGUCCACUGGGGUAUUCAGUAGGUUAGGGAUUUAAACAUAUUUACCGCUGCUUGUUUAGUUUUUGAAAAACGGAAUUUUUAUUACAUAUUUGAUUUCAUAAAUGUGUCAAAUGAAAAACGUGUUUAUUAUGUACAUAAAACUAAUGAUGUAUAUAAAUUUUAAUAAAAUUUAUAAGCUUA